AUGUCAGACGAUUACCAAGUACCUACCUCCGUCCCAGCGACAAACCCCACCCAAGCCCCCAAUCCAUAUGGCGCAUCCGGAGUUUUGGGCGAUGGUCCUGCGAUCAAGUACUUGUGCGGCGAUUGUAAUGCGAGUGUUAUGUUGAAAAGAGGUGAUCCGAUUAGAUGUAAAGAGUGCGGUCAUCGUGUUUUGUACAAGGAGAGAACUUCUAGAAUGGUUCAAUUCGAGGCAAGAUGAUUGGGAUAAUGUGCGGAAUGGAUGGGGAAAUUAGGAGCAAACGAGAAUAUGUUAUGGAACAUGUGAGGAUAGAGAGAUACGAG
Botrytis fragariae is the source of this 320-nucleotide messenger RNA. RefSeq names its product putative metallothionein-i transcription activator protein. Gene Ontology annotation, molecular function: zinc ion binding; DNA binding; DNA-directed RNA polymerase activity. The transcript is spliced from 2 exons. The coding region runs from base 1 to 237 and encodes 78 amino acids. Gene Ontology annotation, cellular component: RNA polymerase I complex; RNA polymerase III complex; RNA polymerase II, core complex. The record is from RefSeq and is a predicted model, not a curated record. Gene Ontology annotation, biological process: DNA-templated transcription. Lineage: Eukaryota; Fungi; Ascomycota; Leotiomycetes; Helotiales; Sclerotiniaceae.